CAUAUUUUCUGUAGCCUUGCUACUUUCCCCCUUGGGCUUCUGCUGGGCAUCACCGGUCGCGACGAAACACCACAGUCCCGUCGGCUUCAAGUAGACACUGACAACAAGCGCUUGCUGGAACAUCAGACGAGACGGCCCUGACUCCAUCCCAUAUUCCCGACGCUUCAGUCUCCACUUCACCCUUGCUGUUCUGUCCUGCACCAUUGGUUAUCGCUCUAGGAUCACCCCCGCUCUUAGCGACUGAAUAUCCUCACUGCGGCCCGCCUCCGCCUUGCGGCUCAGUUGCCUUGGUCCGUAUUCUCAAGUGGCCCUAAAUACCGUCUCGCGAGCUGUUGCUCGUUUCCAAUGAGUUCGACCCGUUCAAAAAUCGCGUCUGUGGAAGACGCCGACGACGACGGAAACAUUAUCCAAGGAACCUCCCGCUACGCUGCCUCUGUUGGCUCCAAAGAAAACUCGAGCUCCGGUCGCGCACGAAAAGAGCACAAGAAGUCAGACUCUUCACCCAUAGUGACAAACGGCCAGCCCGACUCCGACUCGACACAAAACCCCCGCAGAAGUGAAUCCUCAAAGACGGCACGAAGAGAGCGCGAAAAGUCGACAUCUGGGACCAAAAGAUCCAGCAUGUCGUCUUCACGCCCCGUUCCACGACAUGCUAAUACCACCGGCAAUCUUCACCGGCGGGGAGAAUACGACAGGAACGGAAGGGAGAUCGAGGCCUCAUAUUACGGUGUGAGCCCUACCAUGACAACCUCCUCCUCUCGACCGCCUCGUCCUCAGACCUCCACUCCCCGGCCCGUUAGUUAUUACGGGACAGGUCCAACACGACCACCUCCACCUUCUGCUCGCUAUAUUGCCUCUGGGCCUCCGCCUCCUCCGCAAUUCAUGCCUCCAUCCUAUCCAGCUACUCCGCCAACAUGGGCUGGACCGGGACCCAUGCAGCCAUUCCCGAUUCCGACGCCGGGCUCGUUGAGCCGACAGGCUACAGACUACUUCUCUGCUCAACCCGUUGAUGCACGCUUAGAUGCCCAACUCGCUGCUCUUAGCCUCGGAACUAGCCCGAAUCGCCCCCGAACCGCCCUGGCUUAUCGUACCUCCCGCGCUCUUGAAUACGGGGAGGCAGAUUUCGACGAAGAGAACGAGAGAUCGAUGCCGCGGCCUUCUCUUUCCCACAGAAAGCUGUCGAGGGACGAAGAUGCGCGAAGAACAGUCAGGUCUUCUACUGCUCACCCGUCAGGCAACCCACAUAGGCCACCGCCAGUACCCUCAACACCAGGCAGACGAGCUUCACGAUAUGCCGACGAAGACCAGUCGGGCGAUGCGUUAUUUGCCCUUUCGCCAACUCCUUACGAGUAUCAAACCCCUGCUCCCGCUGCAAGCCGAGCGCGGUCCAAGUCAAGACCGAGGCACCAGCGGCGACCUAGUGUCGGUGCAGGGACAUACGAAGACCAGGAGUCCAGGAUGGAAAUAGCCAGCCGGCAUAACCGGCGACACUCGUAUUAUGGAGCAGCACUACAACCAGUUACUGCUUCUGGAAGCGGUUACGAAGAAAAGAUCCGUCAAGCUGCCAAGUACCAGACCGAGACACUUGGUGGUGAUCCGAUGCCGCUCACGGCCGAAACUCUCCGCAGAGCCCAAAGGAACGGCGGUAGCAGUCGUUCCACCAAGAGCUCGGAAGAAAGCCGUGAUGAGAGCGAUUACAGGCACUCGGCAACAACACGAACCACGCGGUCAAGCGCCAAUCCACAUGAAGAUGUCACCAUUCGGGUGAUGAAGGGCAAGGGUGCCGUGCUUGAAGUCAAUGGUGCAAAGCUGAAAUGCGCUGGCGGUGCCGAAAUCAACAUUUCAAGGAACGCCAUCACCUCCGGGCGAAACGGAAAUGAGAAGGCGUACUACGAUUACGAGGAGGAAUAUGAUGAGCGCCAGCCUCGGUAUAUCGAAGAUGGACGCCAGCAGCACUAUGAAGAACGUCAUUCUCGGGCUGAGCGAUCUCAGACCAGAGCUCGCGCGGCCUCGCGGGCGAGGUCACGCCCAAGAUCAAUGCAUUAUGCUGGUCGCGAUAUUGACGGUACCGAUUACGACUAUAUCCCGGCCUAUCCCGAAUACCCAUCGGAUCCUCCGACGUAUCGCUACUGAGCGGUCACUGGGUCAUGAACGAAGAUUUACGACUGA
Neurospora hispaniola is the source of this 2169-nucleotide messenger RNA. RefSeq lists its product as uncharacterized. The transcript is spliced from 2 exons. Lineage: Eukaryota; Fungi; Ascomycota; Sordariomycetes; Sordariales; Sordariaceae. Bases 346 to 2133 code for a protein of 595 amino acids. The record is from RefSeq and is a predicted model, not a curated record.